This is a messenger RNA of Leguminivora glycinivorella, 1754 nucleotides long. RefSeq lists its product as uncharacterized. The annotation marks the transcript as partial. The transcript is spliced from 2 exons. Lineage: Eukaryota; Metazoa; Arthropoda; Insecta; Lepidoptera; Tortricidae. The record is from RefSeq and is a predicted model, not a curated record. Gene Ontology annotation, molecular function: nucleic acid binding. Gene Ontology annotation, biological process: DNA integration.
ACGACUUGAAAGAACUAGGAGUACUGUCGAAUAAGACUUGGAGAUCUAACAUUGAUUGGGACACCGAACUCCCACAGACCGAAUCAUCUAAGUGGUUUGAAUGGUUCCAAGAACUUUUAAAAGUUUCUUCGUUGAAGAUCCCGCGUUGGUAUUCAAAAAUAAAAGGCUCGGAACCUUCAUAUCGAGAACUGCAUGUUUUUGCGGAUGCGAGUGAGCUUGCCUACGCCUGUGUCGCAUAUUGGCGCUUAGUGUACCCUGACGGCAGCAUCGAGCUCAUUCUCAUCGCAAGUAAAACGAGGGUCUCCCCACUUAAACCUAUAUCUAUCCCGCGAUUGGAGUUACAAGCCGCUUUGAUAGCUUCUCGAUUAGCACUCGUUAUCAAGGACAGCCAUCGUAAAAAACCAACACGUACAUAUUUUUGGACCGAUUCGAUGACUGUCCUCCAAUGGUUGCGUAGUGAUGCACGAGCGUUUAAGCCUUUUGUUGCCCACCGCCUAGGUGAAAUAUUAGAAAAUUCUGCUGUCAAAGACUGGCACUGGGUACCGACAGACUUAAAUGUGGCUGAUGACGCAACUAGACUUCGUCCAAUUAUUCUAACCCUUUCACAUCGGUGGUUUUUUGGCCCAUCAUUUCUUUUAAAGUCCCCCGAGGACUGGCCCACAGAGCCACUUAAUGUCACAUCAAACCUCGAAGAACUUAAAUGCCAACCAAUUGAGUCGGUGGCGGUAACUUCAGUUAAUGGCGUUUUGCCAAAUCCGGUCACAGCAAAUCUAGAAUAUUUUAAUGACUGGCUCCGGUUAUUACGUGCCACAGCCCGGGUACAUCAAGCUGUGGCAAUUUUCGGCAACAUUUUGGCCUCAAUUAGAAAUUCUAAAGUAAAAAAUGGAGCGGUUCCUUCUCGCUCGCGUUGUUCAUCAACGUCCACCACUCACACACCUUUGAACGCAGACCUAAUAAAAGCCGCUGAAAGGCAUAUUUUGCAACGGAUUCAACUGGAUAGCUUUUCCGAAGAGUUCCACUGUAUUAUCAACUCAAAACCGAUUCCUUCAAAUAGCCGUCUCACCAAACUAUCACCCUCUCUGGGAGAAGAUAAUUUAAUUCACUUGGCUGGAAGGAUAAAAGCGGUAGAAGAUAUUGACCCAGAAACACGAUCUCCUAUAUUACUAGAUGGUCGUCACCCGAUCGCACGGUUGUUAGUACAAUUAUAUCACAGACGAGCAGGGCACGCCAACAAUGAAUACGUCAUUAAUGACAUAAGACAAAGAUUCUGGCUUCUGAGGCUUCGAGAUACAGUCAGAUCAGUCGCUCAUAAAUGCUUGUUUUGCAAGAUUCGCAAAUCGAAGCCUAUGAACCCCGCCACUGGAGACCUGCCACCUCAAAGGCUCGCACACCACCAGAGGGCAUUCACCUUUACCGGCUUAGAUUAUUUCGGCCCUGUCAAUGUCACAGUGGGUCGCCGCCAUGAAAAACGUUAUGUAGCCCUUUAUACAUGUCUCACAACACGGGCAUUACACCUGGAAUUGGUACACAGCCUUUCAUCUGACUCUGCCAUAAUGAGCUUGAGGCGUUUUAUUGCCCGAAGAGGUAUCCCUAAUACAAUUUACUCAGACAACGGGACCGCCUUCGUUGGAGCAGACCGCAUUCUACGCCAAUUCUACUCAGAUGGUAUGAAAAAAGAAGCAGCGACUAGAGGAAUCAGGUGGAGUUUUAUCCCCGCAGCUGCACCUUCGUUUGGAGGAUGCUGGGAGCGUUUG